This is a messenger RNA of Echinops telfairi (small Madagascar hedgehog), 2178 nucleotides long. RefSeq names its product inhibin subunit alpha (gene INHA). The record is from RefSeq and is a predicted model, not a curated record. Gene Ontology annotation, molecular function: cytokine activity; growth factor activity. Gene Ontology annotation, biological process: SMAD protein signal transduction. The transcript is spliced from 2 exons. Lineage: Eukaryota; Metazoa; Chordata; Mammalia; Afrosoricida; Tenrecidae. Gene Ontology annotation, cellular component: extracellular region. Bases 798 to 1973 code for a protein of 391 amino acids.
UUAGCUCGCGCCGCUGGGGCCCGCAGCCGCCUCUGCCCGCGGCCUGGCUUCCUGCUCUCGGAGCCUUCCUUCCCAGCCCCCUCCCACAGCCCGGGCCUCUUUCCCCUCCUCCCUCCCACCUCCAGCCGCCAGGUCUCCAGCCGCCCGCCCGCCUAGGGCCUGAGUGGCAGAGGCGCCUGCAGCUGCCAAUCCCAAAAAUAUUCUCUGAUGACACAGCCGGAGGACAAGAGCCCAGACGGGCCCCUCCGGGCUAAGUAUAGAGCGGGCGGGACCACCAGGCCCCCUGCUCAAGCCCCAGUUCUAGCCCCAGCCCUAGCCCUUCCCCCCAGGACUAGCCACACAGCAAUUUGGUCCCAAGGGGCCCCCAGAAGUUGGAAGGGGGCUGGCCAGCCUGUCUCCCUGACAAAUAAGACCUUCAGGAACUGGCAGAACCCCACCUCUCGGGCUUGGAUCCACCUGAGGUCACCUGGCUUGUAAACCUCAGCACAGUGUGUGAGGGUGGUAGGGGGGAGGGACUGUACUUGCUGGGCCAGGUCACUAGGGGUGAAAAGCCUUACCAGCCCCCUCCCUCACAUUCCUGUUGGGAGUGAGAGAUAAGGCUCAGGGCCACAGACGUCUGUGUCCAAGAUAGUCUCAAUGCCAUGGGCAGGGGCAGCUGGGACAGAUGGGCGUGGGAAGAUGGGGGAUGAGAAGGGUAGAAGAGGCGGGAUGUGGGAUGGGGAGGGCCCAAGCAGACGCUGAUAGAGGGACACACAGCAGGGUGUGUGUGUGUGUUGUUGCCAAGAGCCAGGUGGACCAUGGUGUUCCUGGGGCCAAUGCUGUUUUGGGGGCUGCUGGCCCUGCAUGGCACAGGGGGCUGUAGCGGGCCGGGAGUGGAGGUGGAGGUGGAGGUGGAGCGGGAGCUGAUCCUGGCCAAGGUGAAGGACCUGUUACUGGAUGCCCUGGGGCCCCCGGCAGUGACCAGCAAAGAUGGGGAGCCCGGAGGCAGGCGGCUGCACCGAAGACAUGCCCUGGAGAACACAGAAGAGGAGGAUGCCUUCCGGGGCCUCAUGCUCACUGGCUUGGAGUCCCAGGCCCGGGAGCCCAGAGACAAGGACGAGGAUGUCUCCCAAUCCAUCCUUUUCCCCGCCACAGGUUCCAGCUGUGAGUGGGAGCCCGGCACUGGUAAGCUGGCCCAGGAGGCCAUCAAGGGGUUCUUCACCUAUGUCUUCCGGCCAUCCCAGCAUACUCGCAGCCGGCAGGUGAGCUCGGCCCAGCUGUGGGUACACACCAGGCUGGCCAAGCAGGACCCAGCAACCUCUAGGAGCUCGGAGCCCCAGCUCAGCCUGUUAGUGUUGUCUCCCGAAGGGCUCAGGGCAGUGCCCGUGUCGCUGGGCCAAGCGUCUCCUCAUUGGAUCGUGCUGCGCCUGGACGCCUCUGCCCUCCCCCUGUUCACCCAGCCGGAUCUGGUGUUCCUGUUACGCUGUCCCUUCUGCUCCUGCUCAGCCCGGCCCGAGACCAGGCCCUUCCUGACGGCCCACACCCGGCCCAGAGCAGCCAGCAGAGAGAGGAGACAUGCACCAGGCUCAACCGCCCCGCUGGCCUGGCCUUGGUCUCCGACCUUGCUGGACCUGCUGCAGAGGCCUCCGGAUGAGCCGUCCAUCCACGCCCACUGCCACCGCGCCGCGCUCAACAUCUCCUUCCAGGAGCUCGGCUGGGAGCACUGGAUCGUGCACCCGCCCAGCUUCACCUUCUACUACUGCCACGGGACCUGUCGGCUGCCCAUCUCCCCGGGUCAGCCCCUGCUGAGCUCCCAGGCAGGCACCUCCGCCACUCCACAGCCCCUCUCUCUGGUAUCAGGGAUCAAGCCCUGCUGUGCCAGUCAUGUAGGGACCAGGAAGCCCCUCCACGUCCGCACCACCUCAGAUGGGGGCUACUCCUUCAAGUAUGAGACCAUACCCAACCUCAUCACACAGGACUGCGCCUGCAUCUGAGGGCGGCCUGUCUCGUGGCCCCACGGCUGCUGGUCAGGCCUGGCCAGCUGCUGGGAGACCACUCAGGAGGAAGUGAGCAAGAUGGAGGCCCCCCCCUCUGCCCUCCCUCACACCCCGGCUUCCACUUCUCUGCCUGAGGGCUCACCUCCACCCCCCACCCCCGUUCCAUGGGUAACGUGUGACAGUAAACAGCAUACUGCAUAUA